Didymodactylos carnosus is the source of this 855-nucleotide messenger RNA. Lineage: Eukaryota; Metazoa; Rotifera; Eurotatoria; Philodinida; Philodinidae. The record is from the annotation of a GenBank genome assembly.
AUGCCUGAAGAGCUUCAAUUGAGAAAUCCAUACAUUAUAAAAGAUGUUUGGAAUGACAAUUUGGAAGCCGUAUUUAAAGACAUCAUCAAGCUUGUUCCAAAAUAUCCAUUUGUGGCAAUGGAUACCGAGUUUCCUGGUGUUGUUGUUCGUCCUCUAGGUGAAUUUAAAACACAAGGCGAAUUUCAGUAUCAAUAUUUGAAGUUGAAUGUCAACUUUUUGAAAAUAAUUCAACUUGGUUUAACGUUUAUGAAUGAAAAAGGAGAAAGCCCAUCCGAUGUUAGUACAUAUCAAUUCAAUUUUCAAUUUAACUUGACUUCGGAUAUGUAUGCUCAAGAGUCGAUCGAUUUACUACAAAAAUCUGGUAUACAAUUCAAACGAAUGGAACAUGAUGGCAUUGAUCCACAACAAUUUGCUGAAUUAUUAACAACAUCGGGAAUUGUAUUGAUGGAUAAUAUUGUUUGGUUAUCGUUUCAUGCAGGCUACGAUUUUGGUUAUCUAAUUAAAAUGUUAACCGGAAAACUGUUACCAGAAACAGAUGCAAAUUUUUUUGAACUAUUAAAAAUGUUCUUUCCAAAUAUUUAUGAUGUUAAAUAUUUGAUGAAAAGUUGUAAAAAUUUAAAAGGUGGUCUAGAAGAAGUGGCCAAACAACUUGAAAUUGAACGUAUUGGACCUCAACAUCAAGCUGGUAGUGAUAGUUUAAUGACUGGUUUAGCAUUUUUCAAAAUGAAAGAGAUGUUUUUUGAAGAUACUAUUGAUGAAAAUAAAUAUUGUGGUCAUCUGCAUGGUCUAGGACCGACUGCUUUUGCUUAUGAUAGCAGUGUGAUGGAAACAAUUGAGACAGAAUAUAGUCCAUAA